This is a messenger RNA of Orussus abietinus, 8172 nucleotides long. RefSeq names its product neuralized-like protein 4 (gene Neurl4). NCBI's taxonomy places the organism in Eukaryota, Metazoa, Arthropoda, Insecta, Hymenoptera, Orussidae. Bases 1 to 5304 code for a protein of 1767 amino acids. The transcript has 17 exons. The record is from RefSeq and is a predicted model, not a curated record. Gene Ontology annotation, molecular function: ubiquitin protein ligase activity.
AUGGUCGAAAUGUUUCAUCGAAGAUGCGGGGAUCGUGUAUAUUUAAUAAAUAAUAAUUGUACCGCCGUGAGAAAUUUCUCUGAGUACAAUUAUGGACUUGUUCUUAGUGCUGAGCCACUUAAAGAUGAUGAAUUAUUUGAAGUGCGCAUCGAUAAAAAGUUGAUAUCAUGGAGUGGAAGUAUAGAAAUUGGUGCAACAUCGUGCGAUCCAGAAACUACGGAAUUACCAGCCUGUGCGACAAACCUCCGCCAUGGCACUUGGAUUAUGACCAGCUCAGGUAUAGUGUACGAUGGUGAACCUGUUGUUGAGCUUUAUGGUACCGAUCCUGAUACUCUUGAAGAAGGACAUACUCUUGGUGUUAUGCGGACUUCUAAUGAUGAACUCGUGUUCUAUGUCAAUGGAAUUUCGCAAGGAGUAGCCGCUACCAAUAUUCCUUCACGAGUAUUUGCGGUUAUUAAUAUGUACGGUAACUGUGUACAAGUAACCAUAACUCGUCCACAACUUGGCCUUGUUCCAGUUGAGCCAAAAGACGUAUCUGAAAUAAAUAACGAUUAUGCCCUUGGUGAAGCAUCCAAUUCAACGACAACAAAUAUAGUUGCUAAUUUGAAUGUUAAUUUGAAUGUCAAUGUGAAUGUUAAUCUCCCUAAAAAUCCAAGUCUUGCAGCUAUACGUGAGGAUCGUUUGCGAUUUCAUGAAAGAGGGGGAUCACUAGUUAAAUUAUCUAAUAAUGGAAGAACGGCAGAAAGGAGGCGGCCUCUUGCUGAAUUUAACAAUGGAGUAGUAAUGACUCACAGACCUCUCCGAGAUAAUGAGUUAUUUGAGAUCAGAAUUGAUCGUCUAGUUGACAAGUGGUCCGGUAGCAUUGAAGUUGGAGUUACAACUCAUAGUCCAACCGCAUUGGAAUUUCCAGCUACAAUGACAAAUAUGAGAUCUGGUACAACUAUGAUGUCUGGUUGUGGAAUUUUAACUAAUGGCAAGGGUAUACAGCGAGAAUAUGGGGAAUUUAAUUUGGAUGAAUUACGGGAAGGAGAUAGAGUAGGCAUGAUAAGAAAAAGUAAUGGAAACCUUCACUAUUUAAUAAAUGGCCUUGACCAAGGAGUUGCUGCUAAAGUUCCAGCAAGCAUAUGGGGAGUUAUAGACCUUUAUGGAAUGACUGUAAAAGUGACUAUUGUUGAUCGAGAUGAAAGGGAAGAACAGAAUCUAGUUACAAGAAGAAAUACCUUACAACUGCAGGGAUUGAAUGAAACUGGAGAAGAAGAACCGUUGGAUAGACUAAUGUUUCACAUAUGUUGUGGAACACAUGCCGAUGUCAUUAAUAACGGACGAACUGCGCACAGACCAAAUGCAUUAGUUGAUUUUAACAAUGGUGUAGUACUAACAUCCCGUCCAUUAAGGCCAAAUGAAUUAUUCGAAGUGAGACUAGAUAAAACAGUCGCUAAGUGGUCUGGAUCUAUUGAAAUAGGAGUUACUACUCAUUCUCCAACAGAAUUAGAAUUUCCUUUUACAAUGACCAAUGUUCGGUCUGGUACAUGGAUGAUGACGGGCAAUGGAGUUAUGCACAAUGGAACAACUAUAAUAGACCAGUAUGGUCAAAAUCUUGAUCGUUUGCAGGUUGGAGAUCGUGUCGGAGUAAUGAGAAAAGAUAACGCGACAUUACAUUUUUACGUAAACGGCACAGAUCAAGGUGCAGCGGCAAUGGGUGUACCUGAAAGAGUCUAUGGCGUCAUCGAUUUAUACGGUCAAGCAGUGCAAGCAACGAUUGUUGAUAACACUGAUUCCUACAGUCCAACCACAAACAACUCUAGCUUCAGUAAUACUACAUUGUACAGUGACCUUCGUUUUCACCAUGUUCAUGGAAAAAAUGCAAGAAUCACAAACAAUGGAUUAACAGCUUCCAGACCUAGAGCUUUGGGGGAAUUCAAUGAAGCAAUUGUAAUAGCUAAUAGAGCUUUACGUGAUGGAGAAAUGUUUGAAGUGUCCAUUGACAAAUUGGUUAAUCGAUGGUCUGGUGCUAUUGAAGCAGGAGUUACAGCUAUCAGACCCGACGAGUUGAAAUUUCCUUCCACUAUGACUGACAUCGAUCAUGACACUUGGAUGCUCUCUGGGUCAACGGUGAUGCGAGAUGGCCUUAUACUCCGAAAUAAUUAUGCAUGUGAUCUAGAUAAAUUAGUUGAGGGUAAUCGAAUAGGAAUAAUGAAACAUCCAGACACAUCUUUACAUUAUUAUUUGGAUGGAAUUGAUCAAGGUGCUGCUUGUACUGGAUUACCAGCGCAUGUUUAUCCAGUUAUUGAUUUAUAUGGGCAAUGUGCACAGGUCACUAUCGUACUACCGGAGAGAAGGGAUACAAUGACACAACAAUAUCUCCCUUCGGAGAAUAGUACAAGUCAACAACCUACGUCUGUGAUACAGCCACAAGCACAAUCAGAAAUAACUCAUAAAUUCCAUGAAUCUGUAGGCUUGAAUAUUCAAUUGAAUAGUGAGAGAGUUGUUGCUACUCGAUGCAGGGAAUAUAACAAUGCUAUUCUACUAAGCGAGGCUCCUCUAGAUAACAACGAAUUAUUUGAAAUAACUAUUCAAGAAGUUGCACAUGAAUGGAGUGGGUCAUUAAGGAUUGGUGUUCUAAGCAAUGAGAGCGGUAGUUGGUUGACUUCUAUGAAUCUUGUUCCAGGCAUGACAUCAAUUCCUGCUGAUUCUUGGUAUUUAAUUGGACAUGAAGUGAGACAUAAGAACUACGUUCUUUGUUUAAACUAUUGCCCUAGUUUGGAAUGGUUGCGUGUUGGCGAUAAGAUUGGAUUGAAACGAACUCAUGAAGGCAAUUUAAAAUUUUACGUCAAUGGAGAAGACAUGGGAGUAGCUGCAGUAAAUGUUCCUGAGUCAGUGUAUGCUGUCAUUGAACUUUUCGGUAGUACUUUGGCAGUCAGCGUAACCAGCACCAAACAACAGAAUGCUGUUAUAUCGCCAAAUGCUAGCCUUAGGCUUCAAGAUUCUUUAGAAUUGCUCCUGGAUCCAAUGCCCCCAACAAUAAGAAACGACGUCGGUAUGGAUACAUCAGUUGAAGUGUCCGAAGCGAAAUUAUUCAAUGAAAUGGUGCUCACUCCAACGCAGCCCAUUGUUACGUCAACUGGAGACGUAGAUUGGAAUUAUGAGUUUUAUGAAAAUCAUGGCAGAAAUGUGGAGCUCGAAAGAAAAACAGUCGCAAGAAGAGUAGCUAGCUAUAAUCAAGGCGUUGUAAUGACCAGUCGCCCUUUAAUUAAGGGGAAGAUGUUCCAAGUAAGAAUUGACAAAGUUAACGAUCGGUGGGUAUCUGGAAUGCUAUGCGGUGUUUCUUGCGUUUCACCGGAAAAGGCUAGUUUUCCUUUAACAGCUCUCGGAUUUAAAAAGCACUCAUGGAUCAUAUGUAGCGACUGGGUGUCUCAUAAUGGAAUUAAAGUUAAAACGAAAUACGGGACAAAUCUGGAAAGUCUUCAGAGUGGUUCCACAGUGGGAUUAUUGAUUGACGAGGACUCCACAUUACAUUUGUAUAUUAACGGAGUAGAUCAAGGGAUAGCGGCCACGGAUUUGCCUCCUUAUGUCUAUGGAGUAAUCGAUCUGUAUGGGCAAUGCGAACAAGUGUCAAUUGUCUCGUUGACAUCAGAGCCUGUAUAUUCGAGCAACGAUACCAACAAUAUGGCAAUUGUAGCCACUCACGAGUGCGCUGAGACAGAAGCAGACGAUGCAGACAAUUCUAGGGAAAAGGCUGAUUUAGAGUGCCACGAAAAGGAAAGCGCAGUUCCUAUGACUCCUUCUAAUCUCUCUUUAAAUAUACAAAGCCAAAGUGACUUGAACGACGAGCCAACUAGCGAUAACGUAGAAAGUCCACAUCCUCACUCAUCGCACAGCAAUAAUAAUUCGAAUCUCAACGCUAUCAGCGUUGUACAAGCGAAAGCAAUGUCGAGCAGCGUACACUCGGACAGCAAUAAUUCGGAUACAAGCUCCGAGAUGGGCAACGAUGCCAAAAGCACCGCAAAUGUCAAAGCAAAGAAUUACGCCGAUAAUGCAAGUAACUUGCUGGACAACAGCGCUACCUCGCAAAAUCAGGCUGAGAAUAACAGCGAGGACAACAACCCAGCAGUACACAACACUGCGAUAUCAGUACAUAAUGGUUCUAGCAACGUGUUGAACUUUAAGGGGGAAUGUACCAACGUAGAAAUAAACAAUGCAACGAAUAUAAGUAUUAAGAACGGCUCAGCAUCUAGCAGCAGUAACAUGGCGAAUCUCAACACAGCGAUUAAUUCCACAAACGCUAAUAAUGCAAUAAAUGAAAGUAUUGCAUCCAAUGGUCAGGUCAAUAAUAUGAGCUCUAUCUUGCAGAAUAACAUAUUGACCACUUCUCAAAAUAAUUCCGCAGCGACGCAAAAUAAUUCUGUAGCUUCUCAGAAUAAUGUCGCCCCUACUCAGAAUGCUUUACAAGGCGGGCUGCACAAUAUUUCAACCUCAUUGACUACUUCCUCGAGCAGCCCUCAGGAAUCGCAAGCGAAUUUGGCAAGGCACGCUCAGGUGCCAAAUAACUGUCUAACAAAUGUGGUAACUAGUAGUCAAAACAAUCAUAGUCACAGCCUGCACAAUUUACCUCUGGCGUUGUCCGUGCAGGUUGCGUCGUUGCCGUCCACGCCAUUGGGAACUGCUUCGCUACAAAAGAAGUGCGAAUAUUUAAAGGCUUGCACGCGUUUGAAAAAGUCUCUUGUACUUCCCGAUGAAUUCUUUUCCCAUGAUGAAGUAUUGUGUUAUUGCUGUUCUUGUUACAAAGUCGAAGGUGACAGUGCAAUCUGUAGAAAGGGCGAGCCACCUGCGGAAUUUGCCAUUCCUAUUGGAUGGGCAAGGUUUCCUUUGAAACAGUCUAUCAAUGCUAAUCAAAUACCGCAGAGUACUACAGACAAAUGGCACGUUGCCUUCUACGGCUCGAGGCUAGAUGCGGUUAGAUGGAUACUUGACCGAGGAGAGUUAUUAACUAAGGAACAACUGGAUACCAGUAACUUAACCACGAGCAUAAAUAGUGAGGAUCAGAAUCCUCAAGUGGUUUUUUCACCAAAUAUCAAAUAUGCAGCAUCGGAAGAAUUUACCAGCAAAUAUCCGUAUAUCGAUACGGAAUCGAAUAGGAAAGUAAAUGCAUCCACUGCAUUUCAAUUGUUAGUAAGGCCUGGUUCGUAUACAAUGGGUCCUGCGAAGGAUAGUGUCGAUCCAAAUUUAGAAUUUACGGAAUGGGCUACGAAGGAAGCUGGAGCUACUGUCAUUGUAGCUCUUCUCAUUCGCUUAGACGGCUAUUAAACUUGAAACUAAACGCAUAAAUUGCAUUUGAUGCAUUGGAGGUAUUCAAAUGAUUUGUACUUUUUUUCUAUUGCUGCAACAUAUUGAUAUAUUUCAUAUGCUUGCAUUAUGAACCCGCUAACAGAAGAGCUAAUUCCAAAUGAAUCACUCGUGCAAAGUAUGCAAGAGGAAGACUCCAAUGGAUUUUGUACAGCAACACUUAAGUUAUUCUAAUGUGUAUACCUAAAUUUUAACGACAACUUCCGUGAGGCGGGCAGUUUUCAACCGUGCAAUAGUCGACGAUUAUUUGUAUUUUAUAUUAAAAUGAACCGCAUUAUUUGACUUUAGAUAGUGCACUGAGUUAUAUUUGUUUUGUAUAUGAUGGUCGAACAACGAUUCGUUGUUAAAUUUAUUGAUUUUAUGAUCGUCGUAGAUCCUCAAAGCCUGACUCCAAAACUGUUUAGUAUAGUCGUAUUUAUUAAUUAUGCUUGUCGAAUUAAUCUAGCAAUAAUUAGGGAGGAUUAGUGUGCGACAUUAACACCAAUCUUUAAGAGAAUAUCUCACAGAAGUGACGAAUAACAUUUUUUAUUUACAAAAAUGUAAUAAUUUCGAAUGUAGUCGAUCAAUUGUUCUGGUAUUAAAAAUUGGUAAAAAUUCAUGGAUAUUGACAGAUAAGUCCGAAGUUAAGAAAGAAAGGUUUUACGUUUAAAAAUUCAUGAUUUUUUAAGGGUAAACUAAUCCAAUUGAUUUAAUAAAGUUUAAUGAUCGCGCAUAAAAAAGAACAUUUUAUGCAUUUUUUGCUUUCAUUCCAAUUUUUGUGAGAUAUUCUCUCAAGUUCAUUUUUACACACGAUUCAAUACAUUGAAAAGAAAUUCCGUUCGCUUUUAUCUGUUUUUUUAUCGGAAUAUACUUUGCCUCACCCUACUGUACAUACAAACAUCGCUCUAAGGAAGUUAUACAUAUGCCCAGUAUAAUAUAAAGCGCAUUUUUCUGUGAUACUUUUACUACGGUGUAUAUGCUCCGUAUUAUGGUAAAAAUACAAGACGACCAUUCGAUAUUGAUUAAUUAUGGUCUUUGUGUUUUGUUUGGAUCUAUUGUUGAGAGAUAUUAUUCCAAUUAUUGUGUUACAUGAUUAUUAUCAUGCCUUGGAUAAGCAUUCUAUUAUUCCUAGUUUAACUGCGUCUUUAAACAUCUAAGGAACGUCAAAUAGUAUUCUCUUCGAUGUACUUUCAAAGUCAAGGAGUUCUGCUUAAGUCGAGGGAAUGAUUUAAGAAUUAUUCGAGUCAGCGCAGUGGAUAUUUUGAAAAAUUCUUACGAGCUAAUGACAUAGCAGUACCAUGAACGUUACCUUUACUCACAUCACAUGAAAACUGCAGAGAAUGAAUAAUUUAAUUCACGUUUACACAAUUGGUAGAUAAUUGUAGUUACUCCAUAAAUAAGUACAGAUUAAGCAAUUUAAUUUGUUUUAUUAGAGGAUUUUAGUUGGCACUUCAGUCAACCUAUUGAAAUAUGCAAAGGUGAAGCGUAUUGCACAUCAGAUAGUGGGAUAAUCUGGAGUUUUAUCUUUAUGGACUUAGAUCGUUUUUUCGUGUACUCUUCGUAUUAUUCCACAUCUUUUGAACCCCGUAAGGCACGCAUUUUUUCCAAAUCUUCCAAUAAAUACAGCACGAUACGUUGUUACCGUAAUCGUAUACAUGUAUUCUAGUCAUUGAUAUUAUGUAAAGGAAUAUUUCCUCAAAUUUUCGAUUGCGAUACUUUUGGCAAUGGCUAGUCGCCACUUUUAGGUUUGCCGAUAUUUCGAGAUUUAGUAACAGCGAAGUAUGAUACAAAUCCGUUUCGCCUAAAAAGGGUUUACAGAAAUGGAUUGACGUAAGAUAUGUAAUUAAUAUAUAGUUUAAACUCUGCAAUGGCGAUAAAUGAUGGAAUGACACUAUCAAGCGAGGAUACAGGAAGUCGAAAUAUUCAAUAAUUUUAAUAAAUUCAUUCUCUUUUGGGAAUUAUGUUCAUUUAAUAUUGAUCCUUUGGAGCAGGGGUUUAUCUUGAAAUUUGGUUUAUACGGCGAUUGGUAAAUUUAUCUACUUAAAAAGUGAAAAGUGAAAGAAAAUUGUCACUCAAUGAACGGUCGAAUUUGAAUCCACUUACGAUGUAUUUUCGAGAUCGGAGGAAGAGAGAAAUAUUUUUCAAGAAAAACUGUAACUACGUCGCUAGUAGAAAUAAUGAUUGCGUCUAAAUUCACCAACGUUAGAAAAACGAGAAAUAGAGGAUUGAAGUAUUAUUUUUAGAAUAAGGAAUAAUCUAUCCAAAGUAAUGAGUAAAUGUUAAUUAAGAAUCUUCUUUAAUGUCCUAUAGUAAACUUGACAAUGUUUCUAAGUUGAUUGUUUCAAAUGCAUUGAUCUAAUUUUUUUUUUUUCACGGUAAAUUCCUUGUUAUCUUUUGAAAAUAUAGUACUUCUUGUAUAAUGCCUAAUAGCAGAAAUGUAUUGCGCAGUAGAUCCCUACUAUAUUGUUCACAAAAUUGAGGAAUAAUAGAUAGUAUUCCAUGAUAAAUUAUGUAGCGUUAUUCUGUGCUAGGAUAACCCGAUAUAGAAACAGUUUUCAAUUCAUAUAACUAGGUGAAGAUCGAAACCAAUGAAUGAUAUCUUCAAACAGUGCAUUAUUAUUAAGAUUCUCCAUCAUGGUUAUUAUUACCGUCAUUAUUAUAAGUAUCACGAUUAUUAUUUAUAAAUAAUAUACAUGUAAACAGAGAAAGGCGACGUGACUAAAUUUCUAUCGUAUCACCAUUACUGCAAUGUCUCUGUUGAAAUUGUUUUACAGUGAAAUACGUUCAGAAAUGUGGUCAUGUGAUAGAAAAUUGUAAUAAACAACAAUAUAUGAAUCGAUACCACAGUCA